UGACUUUUGCAUUCCAUUCAUUCUACGGAAGCCUGUAGGAGUGUUCGGAUUGGCCCUGCAGACAAAGAACUGCUAACGGUUUUGACAGGUUUGGAGAGACGCCGAGUCGCCGACGACAGCUGUGUUGAAAUGUAACUAAUUUAUAAAUAUCUCGCCUACGUAUGUUCACAAAAUAAAGAAAAUGGUUUUUUGGUGUCCAGUUUGACAGUGGCUGUUGGGAGCAGGAUCGUCUGGAAGACGGCAUCCAGUCGGACGGACUGAUGCCUGGAGACAAAACCUCUGGAAGAGGGCAUAAGUCCUCCAACACCUUCUUCAUGGAGACUGGUCCUGGAAAUCAAGUCCCUCAGGCCGCCUGCGUGAACUUGGAGCCCACUGUUAUUGCAGAUGUUAAGCAGAUACUGAUGGUUAAAGAAGAAGCUCCAGAAGACCAAAAACCUAAUGUGGACCUGUAUGACCUUAAGCUCCACCACAUAAAGGAGGAAGAGGAGGCAGUCUGCAUCAGUCAGGGGGAAGAGCUGCAAAAUGUGAAGGAGGAGACAGAAGGUGCCAUGAAGAGUGAGGAUGAUGAACAAUCCCCUCUGCUCUCACAGCUUUAUCAAGAUCAAAUUAAAGACAGAGAACUACCAGAAGCAAAGAAUGAAGGACAUUUUAUCAAGACAGAAGAUUAUGAAGAUGAUUCCAACUUCUUAGAGUCUGAAGACACCAAGAAGGAGGAAGAGGACGAUGAUGUAAAGCACCCCGUCUCUGAGAUGAAACACUUGGACUAUGGACUGAAAACUGAGAACAUGGACAAUGACUGGAUGGAGAGCAGAACUCCUGAGUCGGAUGGAAACCAAGCUAACAAACCAAAUUCAGAAAUAGAGUCUCCAUGCUUGUUGGAUAUUAAGAAAUGUGCUACAGAGUACAAAAAUGUUGAUUCACAAAGGAAGGUCCAAACUGGAGAGAAGUUUAACUGUGAAGACUGUGGCAAAACAUUUAUUAGAAAACAAAAUUUAAGCAGGCACAUGAGAAGCCACACAGGGCAGAAACCUUUCUGUUGUGAUCUCUGUGGACACAGAUUUAGCGAAAAAUCAUAUUUAACUGCACACAUGAGAAUCCACACAGGUCAGAAACCUUUCUCUUGUGAUAUCUGUGGGCAUAAAUUUAACCAAAGAGCACAUUUAAUCAUGCACAUGAGAAUCCACACGGGACAUAAACCUUUCUGUUGUGAUAUCUGCGGACAUAGAUUUAGCCAAAAAGCAAAUUUAAUUAUGCACAUGAGAAUCCACACGGGAGAGAAACCUUUCUGUUGUGAUAUCUGUGGACAUAGAUUUAGCCAAAAAUCAUAUUUAACCAGACACAUGAUAAUCCACACAGGACAGAAACCUUUUUGUUGUGAUAUCUGUGGACAUAGAUUUAGCAAAAAAGCACAAUUAAUCUCACACAUGGAGAUCCACACACGACAGAAGCCUUUUUGUUGUGAUGUAUGUGGACACAGAUUUAGCUAUAAAUCAUACUUAAAGACACACAUGAGAAUCCAUACAGGACAAAAACCGUUCUGUUGUGAUAUCUGUGGACACAGAUUUUUUCAAAAAGCCAAUUUAAACAGACACAUGGUGAUCCACACGGGACAGAAACCUUUCUGUUGUGAUCUCUGUGGACAUAGGUUUUUCCAUAAAUCACAGUUAAACACACACAUGAGAAUACACACAGGACAGAAACCUUUCUGUUGUGAUAUCUGUGGACACAGAUGUAACCGAAAAACACUUUUAAAUAGACACAUGAAAAGUCACACAGGAGAGAAGCCAUUCUGUUGCGAUGUCUGUGGACACAGAUGUAGCCGAAAAUCACAUUUAAUCAUACAUAUGAGAAUCCACACAGGAGAGAAACCUUUCUGUUGUGAAAUCUGUGGAUACAAAUUUAGACAUAAAUCAACUUUAAGCACACACAUGAUAAUCCACACAGGAGAGAAAAUAUCUCUGUUAUGAUGAUUCAAACUGCACAGCUGCUGUUGGCUGUGAAAUAUUUAUGCGUCACCAUUCACUUUAUUUCGAACAUUCUACUUAUUGAACAUUUUCAAAGUUAUAACAGUCCUGUACAGUGCACAUACAAAUUAUUAAGAUGUGUAGCAAAUACUGAAUACAUCCACAUCAAUGUCCUUAUUAGGUGUUAUAUUUCAGGCGGUUGUCCUCGGAGUUCUCAGGUACUCCCAGCACUCUACCAAGUGUUACUGUAAAAAUGUCCUCCUGACAUUAAAUCUUAGACUUUCCUGAGAAA
Molecule: messenger RNA, 2256 nt
Organism: Poecilia latipinna (sailfin molly)
Lineage: Eukaryota; Metazoa; Chordata; Actinopteri; Cyprinodontiformes; Poeciliidae
Product: gastrula zinc finger protein XlCGF57.1-like
Exons: 3
Coding region: 261-1967 (568 amino acids)
Biological process (GO): regulation of transcription by RNA polymerase II
Cellular component (GO): nucleus
Molecular function (GO): DNA-binding transcription factor activity, RNA polymerase II-specific; RNA polymerase II cis-regulatory region sequence-specific DNA binding
Source: RefSeq, a predicted model, not a curated record